CUUCUCUAGACAACGUCAUCUUAUGGCCGCAUUGAGAUUCUGUUUUCUAAAGAAGUCAUCCUUGCGUCCUGUGUAUAGACUUAGCCGAGCAAUGGGCACAAAGACGCCGACCGAUGCUCCUACAGGGCCAUAUUCCGGCCUUCCCGAUUUGCCCCCGAUAUCGAUUUUCCGGUCGCAAGGAGAGGGUUAUCCUUCGCCUGCGACUGCGCAAUGGCAUACGGAAGCGCAAGAGAAGCUGAUCGAGGGCAUUCGGGAGCUGCGGAAUGACCAUACCAGUGGAGCAAAGGAAUUGGCCACAAAGGCGGUGGCCCCACUAGUACGGAUCGCAAGAAUAAUUGAAAGCGGGCUGACCGGGGAGAAAUCGAGGCCGGGAGAGAAAAUAGACCACAAGGAUAAAUCUCAACUAUGGUGGGAUGCAGUCCGCAAGGCUGGCUGGGCUAUCUCUACCUAUGGAAGACCGAGUAUGGGGGCUGCAAUUACGGUGGCAAUCCUUAACGUUCUGGAAAAGCAAGAUAAAGCGGGAAGUGCUGCGGCCGCAGGGCCAGGUAACGAAUUGAUAAGUCAACGAGUCCAAGCAAUGGAAGAGUAUCUGCGUGACAGAGUGGACGGAGGGCAAAGACAAAUUGGGCGGAAUUUACGACAAUUUAUUCGAGACAAGAUUCUUGCUGAAGGUGUCGAGCGCAGAGUGACCAUCUUAACACUGAGUCUAAGUUCCACCAUCAAACAAGCCUUGAUGACAAUGCUUGAGCUCGAAAAAGGUUCGAAUUCACCCGGAAACAAGCAAGAGCUCAUGAUAGAUCUACGCAUCAUGGAAUCUCGUCCACUAUGCGAAGGAGCAGAACUGGCAAGAAUACUGGCGGCCCAGGCGGCUGGCAAGGGAUGUACCCAUAAUCUAAAAAUCCAGCUUGCAUCCGAUGCUAGCGUUGCCAUUCUCGCAAGAGACGCCGACAUUGUCCUUCUUGGAGCCGACCGGAUCUCUGGAUCUGGAGACAUCAGCAAUAAAACGGGCAGCCUCCCCGCAGUCCUGUGCGCGAAGAGCGUGUCAAAUAAAGCAGUGGUCAUCGCGUUAUCGGAUAUUGAGAAAGUUGCCAAGCCAGGGAGGAUGGAUGAGCACGAAGAAGAAGACAAUGAUCCGACGGAGCUUGUGAAUGCCUGGAGUCCGCAGGCGCAAGAAUGCAUUUCGCAAAAGGCAUGGAAGGAGAUGGUGAGGGUGAGAAAUGUGUAUUUUGAGUGGGUGCCUGCAAACUAUAUCGACCAUUACCUUUGCGAGACAGGGGUACUUUGCGUGGACGAUAUCAGGAAGCAGUCGGAGUGGGUACUGCAGGCCGAACAGCGGCUAUUUGGCGAUGUGGAAGGGCUGAACCAUGGAUGAAAGUACCACGGGGCGUCCGUUGGCUCUGCGGGCCCAACCAUGGAAAGCGUGGUGUCAUUCACCUCUUGUGUUGUAUGAACCC
Messenger RNA from Coccidioides immitis RS, 1454 nucleotides. RefSeq lists its product as uncharacterized. The coding region runs from base 92 to 1372 and encodes 426 amino acids. Gene Ontology annotation, molecular function: S-methyl-5-thioribose-1-phosphate isomerase activity. The record is from RefSeq and is a predicted model, not a curated record. The transcript has a single exon. NCBI's taxonomy places the organism in Eukaryota, Fungi, Ascomycota, Eurotiomycetes, Onygenales, Onygenaceae.